AUGGCGAACCCGAGGUGCUUCCUGGACAUAAGCAUAGACGGAGAGAUGGAAGGGAGGAUAGUGGUGGAGCUGUUCGCGAAUGUCGUGCCGAAAACCGCCGAGAACUUCAGGGCGCUCUGUACUGGAGAGCGCGGCGUUAGCUCUGAAACUGGCGUUAAGCUCCAUUACAAGGGAACUUGCUUUCACCGUAUUGUCAGGGGAUUUAUGAUACAAGGUGGUGAUGUGGCAGCUGGAAAUGGAACUGGUGGAGAAUCCAUUUAUGGAUCUAAAUUUGAUGAUGAGAACUUUGAGAUGAAGCAUGAAAGAAAAGGAAUGCUGUCAAUGGCCAAUGUUGGUCCUAAUACGAAUGGCUCUCAGUUUUUCAUUACUAUAUCUCAACUGACUCAUCUGAAUGGAAAGAAUGUGGUAUUUGGAAAGGUCAUCAAAGGAUUAGGGUUGGUUCGGACGAUUGAACGUGUACCUACAGGGGAAAAUGAUUAUCCUGAUGUCAAUGUUCUUAUAGAAGAUUGUGGGGAAAUUCCAGAAGGAGAGGACGAUGGAACAUGCAAUUUCUUUAAAGAUGGUGACACUUUUCCUGACUGGACACUUGAUCUUGAUGUGAAACCGGAUGAGGUUUCAUGGUGGAUUAAUGCUACAAACAGUAUCAAAGCUGUUGGAAAUGAACACUACAAGAAGCAAGAUUACAAAAUGGCUAUAAGAAAGUAUACCAAAGCUGUUCAGUACUUGGACUUCUGCUGGGAGAAGAACAACAUUGAUGAUGUGAAUAUAAAGAUUUUGAUGAAGAUGAGGUCUCAGAUCUUUUCAAAUUGUUCUGCCUGUAAAUUGAAGUUAGGAGAUUUUGAAGGAGCACUGUUGGAUACUGAGUAUGCCAUUCGGGAUGCUAAAGAUGAUGCAAAAGUUUUUUAUCGCCAAGGACAGGCAUACAUGGGACUGAAUGCCAUUGAUAAGGCAGCUGAAAGUUUCAAGAAAGCUUUUGAAUUGGAUCCAAGUGAUGGUGGUAUAAAAAAGGAGCUUGCUGUAGCAAGGAAGAAGAUUGCUGAUAGACAAAAUCAGGAGAAGAAGGCAUACUCCAGAAUGUUCCAGUAGCUUCCUCAACAGCAAUAUGGCUUUUUCUUGCUGAAUUUCACACACAUUUCAGCCUGCAUAUGUUGAACACAGGCUUGAACUGAAUUUUGUCUGAACUUGUAGAGCUACAGGCUAGUUAAUUGAUUACAACCCUCUUGCCUUUAGCAUUUAUACUCUGUUC
Ipomoea triloba (trilobed morning glory) is the source of this 1246-nucleotide messenger RNA. RefSeq names its product peptidyl-prolyl cis-trans isomerase CYP40-like. Gene Ontology annotation, biological process: protein peptidyl-prolyl isomerization; protein folding. The coding region runs from base 1 to 1086 and encodes 361 amino acids. Gene Ontology annotation, molecular function: protein binding; peptidyl-prolyl cis-trans isomerase activity. The record is from RefSeq and is a predicted model, not a curated record. Lineage: Eukaryota; Viridiplantae; Streptophyta; Magnoliopsida; Solanales; Convolvulaceae. The transcript has 9 exons.